CGCCGCCAUCGUGACGAGUUUUUUCCUCAGAAUGCGCCGUUUAACGUUCACAUGAUUCCGCUUCGUUCUGAAUCAACGGAACGGUUUCUCACACAAAUACGCGAUGGACGCGUGAUCCUCGUCGGUAAGAUGCCCUGCUCUGGAGUUACAGAAGCGGUUUCUCCGCAGAAGAGAUGCAAGAGUGAUGCGGUGGACGGACACGAAGACCUGAAGGUGCUCAAAUUCGCCAAGCUGACAGAAAACGCCACGACACCGAGCCGAGGAUCGAACCGAGCCGCGGGAUUCGACCUGUACAGUGCGUAUGACUGCAGCAUCGGGCCGAUGGACAAAGCUCUGGUGAAGACGGACAUCCAGAUCGCGGUUCCACACGGAUACUACGGCCGAGUUGCUCCUCGCUCGGGUCUCGCCGUCAAGCACUUCAUCGAUGUUGGCGCUGGCGUGGUGGAUGAGGACUACAGGGGGAAUCUGGGAGUCGUGCUCUUCAACUUCAACAAAGAGCCGUUUGAAGUGAAGAAGGGCGACCGCAUCGCUCAGCUGAUCUGUGAGAGAAUCUAUUACCCGGAGCUGCAGGAGUUACAGACGCUGGACGAGACGGAGAGAGGAGCGGGAGGCUUCGGCUCCACCGGCACCAACUGAAACUGUUAACUGUGUUAAAUGUUAAUGUUGUAAACAUUAAAAUGUUAAUAACAUUUAUAGUUAAAUGGUGUAAAAUGUGUUCAUUUCAAGGAGAGAAAUUUAAUUAAUUUCUCACUUAAUGACAUUGUCUCUCAGUGAAAUAAACGGUUCUUUAUGCAAAAU
Molecule: messenger RNA, 798 nt
Organism: Sinocyclocheilus rhinocerous
Lineage: Eukaryota; Metazoa; Chordata; Actinopteri; Cypriniformes; Cyprinidae
Product: deoxyuridine 5'-triphosphate nucleotidohydrolase, mitochondrial-like
Exons: 7
Coding region: 52-636 (194 amino acids)
Biological process (GO): dUMP biosynthetic process; dUTP catabolic process
Molecular function (GO): dUTP diphosphatase activity; magnesium ion binding
Source: RefSeq, a predicted model, not a curated record